Molecule: messenger RNA, 1070 nt
Organism: Myxocyprinus asiaticus (Chinese sucker)
Lineage: Eukaryota; Metazoa; Chordata; Actinopteri; Cypriniformes; Catostomidae
Exons: 5
Coding region: 43-765 (240 amino acids)
Source: RefSeq, a predicted model, not a curated record
GCCGAUGCAUAGAAAAGCUCAUCCUGUAUAGAGUGAGACACCAUGAGGAUCGGACAAACUAACCCAUCUGUCUUAACUGAACAAUACUGGACCCAUAACUUGAUACUCUUCAUAACAUUUCUAACAGGGGCUUUAACAGAUGAAGAUGUGAUCCAAUCUGUCUUGGGUGGGAGUGCUUCUUUUAGUUUUAAGGUUACAGGAGACAUGACAGUAACCCAGACAGAAUUGAGCAGGUGUCCAGAUCAGAAGGUUUUUGUGUUCAGCCCUCAGUAUGGACUCAGCAUCCUUGACAACAUCUAUGCGAAACGUCUUUCUGUAGAAUCAAAUCACAGCUUUCAACUGGAAAAACUACAAGAGAGUGACUUUAGGACUUACUGCUAUAAACUGACCACUUUCCCUGAUGGAAGUCUGACAGGAGAAAUUAAACUGGUGAAAAAGACAGAUAAUGGUCACUCAACUCUCUCAGAGCCCUCAGAUUCUCCCAUCACGAUGAUAAUCUCCUUGACUUGUGGCAUAGGUUUUGCAGUCCUAUGUGGAAUCAUUGCUGGAGUGGUUUGCUAUAAGGGGGCACCACGUUGGAUCUCGCUUAGGCACCAAAAGAGAAGUAAGGUGCAAAACCCAGUGCACACUGCUUUGCAUUCUGGAAGCCGUCCUUAUAGUCAACCUUCAGUCCUGCAGAUAGAUCAAGACCAGCCCAGUAGCACACGCAGACAGAGUGAAGAAGAGGUGGAGAAUGAUGAUGGCAAUUACCUAAAUGUUCCUUAAGCUUGCUAAUUGGACCUGCAAUUGAUACUAUUUGAUUUGGAUGCAGCUGGAUGGCUUUUCAUAUUUACUUAACCCUUGUGUGGUGUUCAUAUUUUUGUUAUUCAGCUAGUGUUCGUGGGUCUGGUGGACCUGCUGCAUUUUUGGGUUUUUAAUUCAACACAAUCAAACAAUUUUAUGUUAAAAUACUCAACAGAUGUUUACUUCAUCCCAAUUACAAGCAAUAUAAACAGCAUAUUGGUUAAUAUUUGCCCUUUACCUUUGUUAGAUCACAUUUAUGAAUUAUAGUGCUACUCGUUUUUUGUUUG